CUAUAUAAGUUUUUCCUAGAUUUUCUCAUUAUAAUGUAAAUACGUGUCUUUUCAUUCGAGAGUUCUUCUACCAAGAUUUGCUUCUCAUUUGUAAUCACCUGUGUGUGUGUGUCUUUGUAAUCAAAUUACUGCAUCAUAUCUAAGAAGGAAGAGAAUAACUAAACACUUUUGUUUCGGAAAGAUGUCUGUUUAUUUUUGUUAAGAUGUGUAUGGCGGGAAAUGGAAAGCUCUCCAAAUAAAUUUUGUAUUCCUCAAAAUAUUGAUGAUUCAUUUGAGGAACCUAGUUCUGCACCGCAAUAUUUUAAACCCGGGAUCAUACUUCAAGAAGCUAAUAAAACUAAUGGUAAAGUGACUAUUAAUGCAAGUUCAUCUCAGAAUACUUCUACAGUUGUCGAGGAAGGCAGUACAAGCAAUGAUAUAAAUACAACAGUUCAUAGCGAUGUUAAGACUCUUUCGCCUAGGAAACCUGCUUCUAGAUUUGAAAGUGAAUUUGGACACUUGCGUGAAUCUAAAUAUUAUGAUAAAUCUGUUGAAACUGCAUCUUCUGAUAACCAAGGAAAAAGCUCAGGAAAAGGGAGUUCUAGUGCACUUCUAGUUAACCCCAGACAGAGAGGUAAUCCACUCUUAAAAAGCAUUACAAAUGUCCCUUGGGAAUUCUCAGAAAUUGAACCAGAUUAUGUUAUGGGGAAAACUGCCUGUGCGUUGUUUUUGAGUCUGAGAUAUCAUAAUCUGUUUCCCAACUACAUACAUGAGCGCCUGAAAGCACUGGGGAAAACAUACAGUUUAAGAGUUCUUUUGGUGCAAGUAGAUGUGGCAGAGCCAAAUCCACCUUUAAAAGAUCUUUCUGUGAUAGCAAUUUUAGCUGACUGUACUUUAAUGGUUUCUUGGAGUGCAGAAGAAGCUGGAAAUUAUCUUGAAACAUAUAAAAUGUUUGAAAAUAAAUCAGCUGACCUAAUAAAAGAAAAACAAGAUAAUGAUAAUUAUUCACAGCUUAUUGACUGCUUGACUACAAUAAGAUCAGUAAAUAAAACAGAUGCUAUGGUUCUCCUCUCCACGUUCAAAACUUUAAAAGGUAUCAUACAAGCUUCAAUAGAAGAGUUAGCUGCAUGUCCUGGUUUUGGACCAUUAAAGGCAAAACGUCUUUAUGAAGCUCUGAGGAAACCGCUGAGAAAUGAAGCUAGAUAGAUUCCAUGAAUAAAUGCAUGAACAUUUGUAUUCAUAAAAUUUAUCUGUGUAUUUAUAUCAUCUGUGUUUUUUCUUUUAAUCUUUCUGACCUAAAGAUAAUUUAAUGCCUCUAAUUUCUUGAAAAGUUUCACUCUAAAGUUUGAUACAUUCCCUUUAAAUGAGUUUUGAUAUUUCUGAGCAUUCGACUGACAUGUAGUUAAUAAGUUAUGAAUUAUAUUAAGAAUAGGAAUUAACUAUAUAUUUAUAUAUCUGUUGUGAGAGGAAAGCUUUUUAGGUUAGAUACAGAUGCAGACAGUAAUGUGAAAGUGUAAGGAAUUAAACAUUCUGUCCAUAUAUCUCUAACUUUUGUCUAAAGACAGAAAGAGAUCUCUGAUUAGUCCUUUGACCAAGAUUUCUGUUCUGAUGGUUCAAGUUCACAGUUGGCAAACAAUAGUUCAUCACUGGCUAGUGUUGAAAGCCAAGUUGGCAUUUCAAAUAGUGGAUGGUUUUCACUUCAGAAAAUUGCUUCCUGCUGCUGCAUAUCAUUCACUUCAGCCAUUCAUAGCAGAUUGCUACAUGUCUUUGUGUUGUAGAUGUCAGUAUUUCUAGUUAACUGAAAAAUGUUGGAUUAAGUUGUUUAUAGUUUUACAUUUUUCAUCAAAGACAUAAUUAAUUUGGUACUUUGCUGUUAUGGGGAACAUAUUAAAAAUGUGUAUAUAUAUACACAUAAUAAACAUACAUGCACACACAUAUAUAUUUUUUUUUCUGAAUCAGGUCCCGGUAAGAGAAGAGUACCAUUAAUUUUUCAUAUCUAUUAAAAAAAACUUAUUAUGACAAAAGUACUUUUGAAACUUUAAAAAUAUAUAAGGGAAAAAAAGAAAGAGAGAAAAGCCAGCAUAUGAAAGUCUGAAAACAGUCUCAUAAUUAAGGAAAUAUAAAUUUACAUUCUCAGACAUGAAUCUCAGUUAAAAAUAAAGAGCACUACUAGUAAAUUAAGAACUGCUAUUAAUAUGCAUUCAUGGAAUUGAUUUGCUGUAUAUUCUGAAAAUGAGUUGUUAAUAUUUAAAUAUAAUUGACCAGGACAUUUCAAAAAUAUCCCGUAAUAAAUGUAUGGAUUAAUAAUCUGACGUAGUUGCUGGCAACUGUUAUAAUACACCAGAAUACAUAAAUUCAGAAAAAAUCUGUAAUUUUUUAUAUUGGCCUAAAAAAAUAAUAAAAUAUCUAUUUCGGAAACUACAUCUGAGUUAUAUGCUUAUCUAAAUUUUUUAAAUAUAUAUUAAAAUAAUUUAUUUAUGUUCUUAACUUUCACAUUUAAGAAAGUUAUAUAAUUGACUUUCAGUAAGCAGAACUUGAAGAGAGGGGAAAAAAUGUGUUGAGUAAAUAGAAGUUAAAUUCACCUGAAAAAUAUUAGGAUUUUACUUUGAUAUGAUAUAAAUAUUUUUGGAAGACGAAAGUAAAUAUUAUUACAUGCAUUAAUCAUAAAAAUUAUUUUAUUGUGCACAAAAUAUUAAAAUAAAAUUUAUUUUAAAAAUUCAUAUUUUUUAGAGGAGUAUUAUUUACAUUGAUUUUCUUGAAUGGAAGGAUGUUUUUUUCCAUCUUGUUUCUCAAUUAGUCACUUGUUCACUUGAGAUAAAAUAAACAAAGGCUUCUAAUUUCUCCCAUGAGUAAUGUGAAUGCAUUUUCCAGUUUUCCUUAAGAAGUCCUCUCCACAAAAGCAUCCAUCCUCUUUUGCAGAUUUGAGCUAUCCAGUAGAGUACUUCUAACACAUUUCUAAUGGGUCAUCCAAAAUAAAAAUAAAGCAGUACAAAAACAUAAGAAAAUUUCAUUGAGUUACAUCAGCAUCAUGGAAAAAUCCUUUUUUAAAAAACAUUAUUAGGUUUAUUCAUAAAAAGUCAUGGAGAUGCUGUUUAAUUAUCUCCAAGGAAUGAACUCCAUACCAUUCAGAGAAUUUUUAAGCAACCUGAAGAGAAGAAAAACUUUAGAGGCAAGAUCUGGUAAAUAGUGGGGAAGACACAACAUCCCAGCCUUACUCAAUAACUCUCUGUUGACACUCAUUGCAAUGUGGGGCUGAGCACUGUCAUCAUGGAAGACUUCUUGUGACUGAUCAGUUGUGGACACUUUGCCUUGAUUUCUGCUAUUAAAACUACCAUUUGAGAAAAGUAUUUUUUUUUUAAAUUUAUUAUCUGAUUUAUGGGCAACAGCUCAUAAUAUACAGUUCUUUUGUAUGUUAUAUUAUGUAGAAGUGAGAGGGCCACCUAAUAUUUACCUUAAGUAAGUAGGUAUUAGCCCACACACUAACUAGAAAACUAACAACAUUCCGGCAUCAUUCCUCGAGUCAUGAUGGAAAAAGGGACUCCAGCUAGCAAUUUCUGCCACUGCCGGCAUCAUCAAGGGCACUCCUACCUUUUAGAGUUAUAAUUAGCUCAAGUAAAAUGGAUUACAUUACAUGAUAUAGAUUGUGAUAUACAUAGUUGUACAGGUGCAUGUUUGAAGAUGUUAUCUAUUGUAGUGGGUGCAGGCAUCUUGUUUCAGGACAUUAUACGUAUAUAUACAUUGCAGUAGAAACAGGCGUGAUGUUCCCACAUUACAAACCAUUUUUGUAAAUAUAAUCUGUUUACUAUCACAAUUAAGUUAGAACAGUUCUUUUGUAGCUGCACCUUACAGAGAGUCAAAUUAGUAAAGAUUUUUAAAAGGAGUUUAUGUCUACACAUCUAGUCCUUUCUAUCAAAAGGGCACACUAGCGACCAAGUGAUAAAGUCACUGAAUACUGGUUGUUUGGUUCAAAGUUCGAAUCCUCUGAAUAGGCUGGUUGCAUGGAUAUUUUUGUGGUUUUCCUCAUGUGUAUACAAACUAGUUUCCUUUAAAAAGUCCUCCACCAAGCAUGCCUCUCAGAUAGCCUUCAAGGCUUUGCCAUAAUCACAUAAACCAAGCCAAAAACCUUUCUUUCAAAGAAUUCAUGCCCAACAAUUCUUUAUAUGUGUAAUCUUCCAAAAAUCUUACAAAUUAAAAGAUGCAAUUUGUUGAUUCAUCAAACUGAAGAGGAAAAACAAAAACACUUUUAAUUUUACUGUACAUUUGUUCUCAUCUGUUUUCAUUCAUUUUCUCAAUUUUCUGCAUUACAAUAUUUUAAGGCAAUUGUAGACCUUUAAUUGCAGCAAUAAUAUUGAUCUUGUUCUUAAAAUCAUUACAAAGUGUAUCUGACAUUUUCAAGAAAUUUUUUUUAAUUAUGAACUCGCUAACAGAAAUGGAUUUCCCCCCCUCCCCUUCAAAAAUAUCACUUACUUUGAGCAAUGCAAUAGUCACUGUACAUGAUUUCAGUGUGGUAUUUUUUUAAAGAUUCUGUUGAGCCUUAAAAUUUUAUUUUUUUCAAGUCACUAUUUUGCGGAUAAUCUCUUUGAUAUUCAUCAUGUAAACUUAAAAAGGUCUUUUCAGAAUACAGCAGCAGAUAUGGCACCAUUGCAUUUUAAGUAACAACAUUUCUCAUUCAUCAUAGUAAAAAUAGUAAUCAAAUUCCCAUUUUUCAUGAAGAUUGUCUUUGAUUUUUUCCCAUUACUACUCAUUUUAAUGGGUCCUAAAAUGCAAUAGAAAUAUACAAGUAAAUAGUUUUUAUUUAUAAUAUAGAAAGAAGGUACUUGCAUUUUUGCAUGGUAAUAGAAUUUUUAAAAAAAAUUGAUGCUCCUCCCUCCCCCCCCCAGGAACACUAAUACAAUGUUAGCACUAUAGUGAGUACUAAGCAUUAA
Messenger RNA from Stegodyphus dumicola, 4904 nucleotides. It is a transcript of the gene Ercc1, whose product is annotated as DNA excision repair protein Ercc1. Gene Ontology annotation, cellular component: ERCC4-ERCC1 complex; nucleotide-excision repair factor 1 complex; nucleus. Gene Ontology annotation, biological process: UV-damage excision repair; mitotic recombination. NCBI's taxonomy places the organism in Eukaryota, Metazoa, Arthropoda, Arachnida, Araneae, Eresidae. Gene Ontology annotation, molecular function: damaged DNA binding; single-stranded DNA binding. The record is from RefSeq and is a predicted model, not a curated record.